UCCUUAACCAAUUGGUAGAUCCUUCCUGAUGAGCUAGGUCGACCUCCACCACGAAGUAGACUAUAUAACAUCUAUGACUUUCUGCACAAUGGCAACCAAAGCUUUGCAUUAUUCAUCUGUGUUCAUAUUUCAAAUCUGCAGCAUGAAUCCUUCAAAAGGAACUGAAGGUGUAAACGAGCAAGGUGGAGUGGAGACCAAGGUGGAGACAGUGGAUUUCCGAUCACCGGCUGGAGAAGACAAAGAACCCGUAAAGGAGAAGGUGGAAAUACUUCAUGAGAUCAACGAUGGAGGAGCAAAUUCUGGAAAUACCGGGGCUACCGGCUUUGUGGGUAAAGCAGCUAUUGCAGUUGCAGAUACCUUUCAGUCAGCCAAGGAUGCUGUUUCUGGAAAACCCAAGGAUGCUGUUGCUGAAAAUAAGACCACGAAAUGAAUCUACAAGUAGGAAGAGCCAGUUAACUAGCAUUUGAACAGAUGCUUUAAUUUGCUCGAUGGGUAUAUGAGUUGGUUGUAUCAAAAACAUUCAAAAUCAAAAUAAUCAGAGGGCCAGGAAAAACCAAGAAAUUGCUUAAAUAUGUUCUGUCAGGUUUACCUUUAUUGCUUGUGUUAUAAUCUGAAGACUGCAAGGAAAUAAUAUCCUAGUUAUUCUAAUGUCCAUAUAUAUAGCAGCAGAAAUAUUAAUC
Messenger RNA from Rosa chinensis, 680 nucleotides. RefSeq lists its product as uncharacterized. The coding region runs from base 74 to 430 and encodes 118 amino acids. The record is from RefSeq and is a predicted model, not a curated record. Lineage: Eukaryota; Viridiplantae; Streptophyta; Magnoliopsida; Rosales; Rosaceae. The transcript has 2 exons.